Macrosteles quadrilineatus (aster leafhopper) is the source of this 593-nucleotide messenger RNA. RefSeq lists its product as uncharacterized. The record is from RefSeq and is a predicted model, not a curated record. The coding region runs from base 59 to 544 and encodes 161 amino acids. The transcript is spliced from 4 exons. NCBI's taxonomy places the organism in Eukaryota, Metazoa, Arthropoda, Insecta, Hemiptera, Cicadellidae.
ACAGCUCCAGGAAACAGUUGUUGUCCUCACAGACGCUGUUCAAAAAUUAAGCAGAAAAAUGGAUGACCGUGCAAUGAACAAUGAAGAACAGGAAAAUGGAAAAUACGAAAUAAUAGGGAGGAUACCAGUUCAGAAUUUGAAAGAGAUGGAAGAGUUGGAGAAGAUACUAGAAACCCCUCAAUUUAGUAGGCAGUUGUUUAAGGUUCUAACCUCGGUCGGGGGGAAGGAUGUAAAAACCAUGACAUACAACUGCCUACGACGGUUGAUGUCCUACCAGGUUGCGGUAGAAUACUCUUACAGCGGCAACACUGCAAGAAAUAAGGAAAAGACGAAGAAAAUUGCAUUUUCGAAAACAAAUGCCUGCAAAAUCGCACACGAAGCUGUAAAAAGAGUAAACCCAGUGGCAACUGAGGAAGUUGUAAAGACGUGGAUGGGAAAGUGGCUGCAACAAGCGAAAUAUAGACUAGAUCGAAAAUCUUCUGAAGCAGGCGGAGUAGUUGAAGUUGGAGAAGAAGUUGAAGAAGAGGAAGUAGGCCUACAAUAAUGGAAAUUAUAUUUACUAUACAUAAUAAUAAAUUUUCUUGAAACGUGAA